CUUUCCGGCGGUGCUCGCAAGCGAGGCAGCCAUGUCUUAUCCCGCUGAUGAUUAUGAGUCUGAGGCGGCUUAUGACCCCUACGCUUAUCCCAGCGACUAUGAUAUGCACACAGGAGAUCCAAAGCAGGACCUUGCUUAUGAACGUCAGUAUGAACAGCAAACCUAUCAGGUGAUCCCUGAGGUGAUCAAAAACUUCAUCCAGUAUUUCCACAAAACUGUCUCAGAUUUGAUUGACCAGAAAGUGUAUGAGCUACAGGCCAGUCGUGUCUCCAGUGAUGUCAUUGACCAGAAGGUGUAUGAGAUCCAGGACAUCUAUGAGAACAGCUGGACCAAGCUGACUGAAAGAUUCUUCAAGAAUACACCUUGGCCCGAGGCUGAAGCCAUUGCUCCACAGGUUGGCAAUGAUGCUGUCUUCCUGAUUUUAUACAAAGAAUUAUACUACAGGCACAUAUAUGCCAAAGUCAGUGGGGGACCUUCCUUGGAGCAGAGGUUUGAAUCCUAUUACAACUACUGCAAUCUCUUCAACUACAUUCUUAAUGCCGAUGGUCCUGCUCCCCUUGAACUACCCAACCAGUGGCUCUGGGAUAUUAUCGAUGAGUUCAUCUACCAGUUUCAGUCAUUCAGUCAGUACCGCUGUAAGACUGCCAAGAAGUCAGAGGAGGAGAUUGACUUUCUUCGUUCCAAUCCCAAAAUCUGGAAUGUUCAUAGUGUCCUCAAUGUCCUUCAUUCCCUGGUAGACAAAUCCAACAUCAACCGACAGUUGGAGGUAUACACAAGCGGAGGUGACCCUGAGAGUGUGGCUGGGGAGUAUGGGCGGCACUCCCUCUACAAAAUGCUUGGUUACUUCAGCCUGGUCGGGCUUCUCCGCCUGCACUCCCUGUUAGGAGAUUACUACCAGGCCAUCAAGGUGCUGGAGAACAUCGAACUGAACAAGAAGAGUAUGUAUUCCCGUGUGCCAGAGUGCCAGGUCACCACAUACUAUUAUGUUGGGUUUGCAUAUUUGAUGAUGCGUCGUUACCAGGAUGCCAUCCGGGUCUUCGCCAACAUCCUCCUCUACAUCCAGAGGACCAAGAGCAUGUUCCAGAGGACCACGUACAAGUAUGAGAUGAUUAACAAGCAGAAUGAGCAGAUGCAUGCGCUGCUGGCCAUUGCCCUCACGAUGUACCCCAUGCGUAUUGAUGAGAGCAUUCACCUCCAGCUGCGGGAGAAAUAUGGGGACAAGAUGUUGCGCAUGCAGAAAGGUGACCCACAAGUCUAUGAAGAACUUUUCAGUUACUCCUGCCCCAAGUUCCUGUCGCCUGUAGUGCCCAACUAUGAUAAUGUGCACCCCAACUACCACAAAGAGCCCUUCCUGCAGCAGCUGAAGGUGUUUUCUGAUGAAGUACAGCAGCAGGCCCAGCUUUCAACCAUCCGCAGCUUCCUGAAGCUCUACACCACCAUGCCUGUGGCCAAGCUGGCUGGCUUCCUGGACCUCACAGAGCAGGAGUUCCGGAUCCAGCUUCUUGUCUUCAAACACAAGAUGAAGAACCUCGUGUGGACCAGCGGUAUCUCAGCCCUGGAUGGUGAAUUUCAGUCAGCCUCAGAGGUUGACUUCUACAUUGAUAAGGACAUGAUCCACAUCGCGGACACCAAGGUCGCCAGGCGUUAUGGGGAUUUCUUCAUCCGUCAGAUCCACAAAUUUGAGGAGCUUAAUCGAACCCUGAAGAAGAUGGGACAGAGACCUUGAUGAUAUUCACACACAUUCAGGAACCUGUUUUGAUGUAUUAUAGGCAGGAAGUGUUUUUGCUACCGUGAAACCUUUACCUAGAUCAGCCAUCAGCCUGUCAACUCAGUUAACAAGUUAAGGACCGAAGUGUUUCAAGUGGAUCUCAGUAAAGGAUCUUUGGAGCCAGAUUUGUCGUCUCAUUAUUGUAGGAGAGAAUUUGUGGGUUGUGGCAGUAAUACAUUUCCCAUGUGUCCUGAUGCUUUCAGGAUACAUCAGUUGUUAGUGUUUAAAUUGAGUUAUUUUUAUUUUGUGCUUUUGAGAUGGAGUCUCACUCUGUCUCCCAGGCUGGAGUGCAGUAGCGUGAUCUCAGUUCGUUGCAUCCUCCGCUGCCCAGGUUCAAGCAGUUCUGCCUCAGCCUUCCAAGUAGCUGGGAUUACAGGCGUGUGCCACCACACUCAGCUAAUUUUUGUAUUCUCAGUAGAGAUGGGUUUUACCAUGUUGGCCAGGCUGGUCUCGAACUCCUGGCCUCAAGUGAUUCGCCUGCCUUGGCCUCCCAAAAUGUGCUAGGAUUACAGGCAUGAGCCACCACGCCCCGCCUAAAUUCAAAAUCUUUUUGUUUUUUUUUAGACGGAGUCUCACUCUGUCGCCCAGGUUGGAGUGUACUGGCGCGAUCUCGGCUCACUGCAAGCUCCACCUCCCAGGUUCCUGCCAUUCUCCUGCCUCAGCCUCCCAAGUAGCUGGGACUACAGGCACCCGCCACCAUGCCCGGCCAAUUUUUUGUAUUUUUUAGUAGAGAUGGGGUUUCACCGUGUUAGCCAGGAUGGUCUCAGAUUUCCUGACCUCGUGAUCUGCCCAUCUCUGCCUCCUAAAGUACUGGGAUUACAGGCGUGAGCCACCGUGCCCAGCCCUAAAUUGAAUUCUUAAAUCCCUCUUGUUCAUAAAGCAGUAUAUUUGGUUUACAGGA
Messenger RNA from Homo sapiens (human), 2669 nucleotides. RefSeq names its product eukaryotic translation initiation factor 3 subunit L (gene EIF3L). NCBI's taxonomy places the organism in Eukaryota, Metazoa, Chordata, Mammalia, Primates, Hominidae. Bases 32 to 1726 code for a protein of 564 amino acids. Gene Ontology annotation, molecular function: translation initiation factor activity. The record is from RefSeq and is marked validated. Gene Ontology annotation, biological process: formation of cytoplasmic translation initiation complex; cytoplasmic translational initiation; translational initiation. The transcript is spliced from 13 exons. Gene Ontology annotation, cellular component: protein-containing complex; eukaryotic 48S preinitiation complex; nucleoplasm.